CAGGGCCGCCGGCGCUCGGCAGCCGCUCGGAGCCCGCAGAGGAGAGGAGAGGAGGCGCCGCCGCCAGCCGCAGCGCCGCUCGGCAGGCUUUUCUUUGUGCAAAAAUUCUGAGGACACCCUAAUUGAAGAGUUAUGAAAGGUUCUGCCACAGACUCACAUUCGGCCUCCAUGGGAAGUUAAAGGAGAGCAUCCCACCUGCUUGUAUGCUGUCGGGAUGCUGACGCCCUGGUUCCGCCUGCAGAGGGGAGUUCUGGGCUAGACGCUGACUGCCAGCCAGACCAAUGCUCACCCCGCACGUCCCGCCUCUCUCCCCUCUCCCGGAGUGAACCCCUCUGACACCAACAGCACGUCAGCUGCGGAAAAUGCUUUGCGCUCUAAGGAAGUCUGCCACCUGAAUUCAUGCGCCCCGUCUGUGCAGUUGUGGAUGGUUUACCACCUGAAGGCUCCUCCGGCUCUUUCCCAGGCCCCGUAUCUGUCUCUGAAAUGUCUCUGCUGCAUGCUUUGGGUCCAGUGCAGACCUGGCUGGGACAGGAGCUGGAGAAAUGUGGCAUCGAUGCCAUGAUCUACACGCGGUAUGUCCUCAGUCUCCUGCUGCAUGACAGCUAUGACUACGACCUGCAGGAACAGGAGAAUGACAUCUUCCUGGGCUGGGAAAAAGGAGCUUACAAGAAAUGGGGAAAGAGUAAGAAGAAGUGCUCAGAUCUAACUCUGGAAGAGAUGAAAAAACAGGCUGCUGUCCAGUGUCUUCGAUCUGCAUCCGAUGAAAGCUCUGGGAUCGAGACGUUGGUGGAGGAGCUCUGCUCCCGCCUGAAGGACCUGCAGAGCCAGCAAGAAGAGAAAAUUCACAAGAAGUUAGAAGGGUCUCCCUCUCCAGAGGCAGAACUAUCCCCGACAGCAAAGGAUCAAGUGGAAAUGUACUACGAAGCGUUUCCCCCGCUGUCGGAGAAGCCCGUGUGCCUGCAGGAGAUCAUGACCGUGUGGAACAAGUCUAAAGUCUGCUCUUCCUCCAGCUCCUCGUCAUCGUCCACCGCGCCCCCAGCCAGCACAGACACGUCCCCCAAGGACUGCAACAGUGAGGGCGAGGCCAGCAGGGACAGAGGCGAGGCGGCGCCCACCGCCGUACACGCGAAAAGCCUGAGCAGAAGUAAAAACGAGAAGGAGAACAAGUUCGGGAACGGCACGAUUGAAGAGAAGCCCGCUUUGUACAAAAAACAAACCCGACACAAACCCGAAGGCAAGGCUCGCCCUCGCUCCUGGUCUUCCGGCUCCAGUGAGGCAGGCUCCAGCUCGAGCGGCAAUCAGGGGGAGCUCAAAGCGGCCGUGAGGUGCGUGCGAGUGAGACACAAGGCGCGAGACCUCCGGAACCGGAGAGGGCGGAGCGGGCAGGGCAGGCUCCCGCUGAAGCAGGGCGAGAGGGCCGAAAGGGGCACCCACGGGGGCGGCGGCGGCAGCAGCAGCGGCGGCGGCUCUGGCAGACAGCUGUGCAGGCGGGCCAAGAGACCAUUGAAAGAGGUGGGCAGGAGGGACGCGGACGGCACGGAGGACAGAGACGUGCACCUGGACAGCAGAAACGACAAGGAGUACAAAGAAGAGCCACUGUGGUACACCGAGCCAAUUGCAGAGUAUUUCGUUCCUGUGAGCAGGAAAAGUAAACUAGAGACCACGUACCGGAACCGACAGGACGCGUGGGAUCCGCCGGCUGAGGUGGUGGGAGAGCUGUCUGACUCGGUGCACGGUCUUUGCAUCAGCAGCAGUAACGUUCAUAAAGCAUACCUCGCAGCGGGUACUUUCAUCGAUGGCCACUUUGUAGAAAUGCCUGCGGUUAUAAAUGAGGAGAUUGACCUCCCUGGGACCUCGUUCUGUUCUCUCCCAGAGGACAACAGCUACUCGGAUGAUAUUCAUCUAUCAGAGUUAACACACUUCUAUGAAGUGGGUAUUGACCAAUCCAUGUUGGAUCCUGGUGCCUCAGAAACAAUGCAAGGAGAAAGUCGGAUUUUGAAUAUGAUUCGACAGAAAAGCAAAGAGAGAAGCGAUUUUGAGGCAGAAUGUUGCAUAGUGUUAGAUGGGAUGGAGUUGCAAGGGGAACGUGCAAUAUGGACAGAUUCCACCAGCUCCGCGGCCGCCGAGGGCCAGUUCCUGCAGGGCCUGGGCCACCUGGCGCAGUUCUGGGAGUGCUGCUCGUCCAGCUCCGUGGAUGCUGACGGCGAGAGCUUCGGGGGAGAGUCUCCGAUCAGACUCUCUCCCAUCUUAGACGGCGCAGCCCUCAAUCCGCAUCUGCUUGCUGGCAAUCAAGAGCUCUUCUCAGAUAUUAAUGAAGGAUCUGGUAUAAACUCUUGUUUUUCAGUGUUUGAAGUGCAAUGCAGUAAUUCUGUUUUACCAUUUUCUUUUGAAACACUCAACUUGGGGAAUGAAAAUACAGAUUCUAGUGUGAACACGCUUGAGAAAACACAGUCCAGACUGCUAAUAUGGACCAGAAAUAGUGCCUUUGAAGAAAAUGAACACUGUUCUAAUCUUUCCACAAGAACCUGUAGUCCAUGGUCCCAUUCAGAAGAAACUCGUUCAGACAAUGAGACAUUAAGUCUCCAGUUUGAAGAAUCCACGCAGUUUAAUGCAGAAGAUAUUAAUUAUGUAGUUCCUAGAGUCUCGUCAAAUUAUGUAGAUGAAGAACUUCUAGAUUUCUUGCAAGAUGAAACUUGCCAACAAAACAGUAGAACUUUAGGAGAAAUUCCUACUUUAGUUUUAAAAAAAAAAUCGAAACUAGAAUCUGUCUGUGGUAUUCAGCUAGAACAAAAACCAGAGAACAAAACCUUUGAAACCACGCACGUGCGCUGUGGGAGCAGCCCGGGUGGAGACGGCUACAGCCCAGGGGUCAUGAGAGACAUCUGGACACAGCUGGCGGAGAGGAACUCCGUGGCGCUGGUGGAAGUCGAAGGAGCUGCUGAUGAGCUCUUCUCGACAGACGUGAAUAACUAUUGCUGCUGUCUGGACGCUGAAGCCGAGACGGAGCCGCUCCGGGAGCCCAGCAAGGCCGUGCAGAGGUCGGAGUACCGCCUGUGGGAGGGGCAGAAGGAGAACCUGGAGAAACGAGCCUUUGUUUCGGGCGAGCUGUCCAAGGUGGACGGCGGCGACUACACCACACCCUCCAAGCCCUGGGACGCGGCCCAGGAGCAGGAGAACGCGUUCAUCCUCGGGGGCGUGUACGGAGAACUGAAGACCUUCAGCAGCGACGGGGAGUGGGCGGUGGUGCCGCCCGGCCAUGCCAAGGGGAGCCUGCUGCAGUGCGCGGCCUCCGACGUGGUGACCAUCGCCGGCACGGACGUCUUCAUGACGCCGGGGAACAGCUUCGCCCCCGGCCACAGGCAGCUGUGGAAGCCCCUCGUGUCCCUGGAGCAGAGCGACCCGCCGAGGCCUGGGGAGGGCGGGUUCAAUAAGGGGUUUUCCUUGGUCUUCCGUGAAGACCUCCUGGGAGCUUGUGGCAACUUCCAAGUUGAAGAUCCGGGACUCGAAUAUUCAUUCUCUUCCUUCGACUUAAACAAUCCGUUUUCACAAGUUCUUCACGUGGAAUGUUCCUUUGAACCCGAAGGGAUUGCAUCUUUGAGCCCUAGUUUUAAACCGAAAUCCAUCCUCUGCUCUGAUUCCGACAGUGACGUGUUCCACCCCAGGAUAUGUGGCGUCGACAGAACCCAGUACAGGGCCAUUCGGAUCUCGCCUAGGACUCACUUCCGCCCCAUUUCCGCUUCUGAACUGUCCCCUGGAGGGGGGAGCGAGUCCGAGUUUGAGUCUGAGAAAGACGAAGCCAGUAUUCCCGUUCCUCCUCAGGUUGAUGCGUUCGAAGAUCCACAGGCAGAUCUCAAACCCCUGGAAGAAGAUGCGCAGAAAGAAGGCCAUUACUACGGAAAAUCUGAACUGGAGUCGGGGAAGUUCCUGCCCAGGCUGAAGAAGUCCGGGAUGGAGAAGAGUGCGCAGACGUCCCUGGACUCGCAGGAGGAGCCGGCGGGGCUGCCGGCGGGGAAGCAGGCCCAGUGCCUGGAGUGCGGCGGGAACGAGCCCCCGGAAACCAGUGCGGAGAGCUCGGAGGCAGAUUGUAAAAUAACGGCCCCGUGCGAGGAAGAAGUUAACCAUUUCUGCAGCUGCAAAGCAGGUUGCCAGCUCCCUGCCUGUGAAGAUGACCCGGUUCCUUGCGGACCGCUGGAGGAGUUUCCCGUGUUGAGCACUGAUGUACAAGGAGUAAACAGAAGCCAAGAGAAGCAGAGCUGGUGGGAGAAAGCCCUGUACUCGCCCCUUUUCCCUGCGUCAGAGUGCGAAGAAUGUUAUACAAAUGCCAAGGGAGAGAAUGGUAUAGAAGAGUAUCCAGAUGCUAAAGAAAGGCCCUGUAACGAAGAGCGCCUGUUAGAUUUUAAUAGGGUGUCUUCUGUCUGUGAAGCGAGGUGCACGGUGGAGAGGACGCCCGGAGCAGCACCUCGGGGCGCCCACCGGAAGCGCUGCUCCAGCGCCAGCUCGGGCUCGGAGGACUCGGGCUCGGACGGCGCGGGCGAGUGGGCCGACCCCGGCGAGGAGGAGCUCUUCUCUCGAACUCAUCUCUGACCGCAGAGUGGCGCCCGUUAUUGUUUAAGAGGAAAUGUGAUGGGAAAUGACCCUUUGUGAGGCCUGUUCAUCUAAACAACUUAGGUUUCUUCUCAGUAACUGAGUCAGAUCAGUAAUUCUCUUUCUCUUCUUGCUUAUUUUAGAGUUGAGGACAGCUAUCCUGUUGAAGAUUUUUUUUCCAAGCUGUUAAAUUCUUGGCUCUUUGAACUAGACUAGAUUGUGUUGUCAAAUCAAGAAUGGGUGUGCAUGUGCUUGUCUCAGAAAUGCCACUGCUCCUGGCAUCUCCCGCGGUCACUCCCCUCGGACUGUGGUCCGUCGCGGUCCCCAUCUUAGCCUAACCACAGUGGCUGCGACCACUUCCGCCCUCCGGAGACUCGAGCUCGGAACGCUAGGCUUUAUUCUCUUUGAGAACCAGGAUAGAGCCGUCCCCGCAGUCACCUCCCGCAGUGGAUCGGCGCCGGUGACCCGAGCGGUCUUCCCCAUGAGAUGGCGUGCACGUCGGAAGUGGCAGCCACGGGGCGAGCUCUCAGAGACUUACAGAUGCUGUUUCCCCCUAGGAUGUCCGUGGAGUGCCGUGGAAGGUGCUGUGGUUGGGACUUCCUUGCUAACUGAAGAAGCCAAGGAUUCGGGGUGGGGUAGUGCGUGAGGCACGUGGCGUGUGGGCCCCGGCGUGUGCCGUGCUGUAUGUGCUGACACCAGAACACCCUUCAGGGUCCUGUGGGGCAAGUCCGACAGUACCGGGUGAGGAUUUUAGUUGCAAAUUAUGAUUUCCUCAGAAUCUACGUUGAACCGAAAGCCCUAGAACUCAAAAUCGUAAACAUCUGAAUGCAUUAAAGGCCACCCCAUCACCCGAGGAAACCUUGGCCGCUGCUGCUCCUGUGGCUGUGCUUUGUGUAGCUUAGCUCUCCUUCUGUGUGUGAGAGGAUGCUCGGGCAGUGCCGUCGGGGGGCGGGGGGGGGGGGGGCGGGCAGGUGGAAGAUCGGUUUCUCCCGAACCUGUAACCGCCUCCCGAACCUCCCCUUCUCGGCGGGGCCCAGGGUCAGUGCGUCCCUCUCGCCGCCUCCACGCUUCAUGCGGCUCUGCCACGGGCGGAAGUGAGGAGGAGUAUGUCUCAAAACCUGAACAUUCACAAUUGCUUUUCUCUUCUAAACCCAUUACACACACACACCUAACGUGGGAAGUCAGUUUGGCAUGUCUGGCCUCAUGCAGGAAAGCCCAACACGGACAAGGCGGCUUCGCCACGGACUUCGGUGAGCAGUAGCGUCGUCGUUCCCCAGCGGGGCGCGGCUGCUGGCCAUGUGGGGCUUGCUCUGAGCAUGGGGCUCUGUCGCCUUUUCCUUAGUUGAUGACACCGAAAACUCCCUCUGAGGCUGUGGUGUCCUCCCAGGCUCUGCACGCUCCCUGAGGGCCCGGCAGGUGCAGCGGCUUCUGACACUUUAAAGUGGGUUUGUGAGUGUGCGUGCGUGUGCGUGUGUGUGUGUGUGUGUGUGUGCGCGCGCGCGCGCGUGAGCAUGUGCGUGCACGUGGAAGGUUUUACGUUGCUGUUAUUUAUUUACAGAUUUUAUAAGGUUUUACGUAUUUUUCUUUCUUCCGGAGCUUCCUAAAAAUUCAUUAGCACCUGCACUGAAAUAUAAUUUAACAGCAAAGGCAAAAAAGAAUUGGAUGUUAUAAAUUCCUAAAAUCACUACAAUGAUAACUGUCCUAGAAAUCAUUGCUUAUGUAGCAGAGACCAAAUAACUCUCAGACACCACCUUUAGCUCAGUUGAUGGACAGCUGCUGCUGAUCAGAGACAGCUCCAGGUGGUGGCGGGCAGCCUCCCCCACGCCCACGCGGGAAGCUGGCUGCGCCUUCCACGGGUGGGGAUGGAUGACCAGUGGGCCAGGUUAACAGGUUAUGUAUUUAUUUGUUUUCAUAGCUAAGUGGCUGAAGCCGGAGGCUUUCAGCUACAGAGUUGCAAGUGUGGUUUUUAGUUUUGUGAAUGGAUGAUCACAAAGAUAAAGCAUUUUUAAAAAGUUGGCAAAACGCUGAGACGCACUGUGGUAUGAAGCGCAUUGCACAUCCGUAGCACUGAGUGUCCGUGUCCGUCCCGGGCCGAGGUUUCCCGCGGUUGUAUUGUUCUGAUUUCACGUACACCGGAGUAACUGAGUUUUUGUUUUCUUGUGGAGUUAACACCAAAAUAAAA
Eptesicus fuscus (big brown bat) is the source of this 6766-nucleotide messenger RNA. Its product is annotated as KIAA0232 ortholog. The coding region runs from base 400 to 4584 and encodes 1394 amino acids. NCBI's taxonomy places the organism in Eukaryota, Metazoa, Chordata, Mammalia, Chiroptera, Vespertilionidae. The record is from RefSeq and is a predicted model, not a curated record. The transcript has 10 exons.